This is a messenger RNA of Pseudogymnoascus verrucosus, 2807 nucleotides long. It is a transcript of the gene HXT1, whose product is annotated as hexose transporter hxt1. Bases 652 to 2490 code for a protein of 612 amino acids. Gene Ontology annotation, molecular function: carbohydrate:proton symporter activity. The transcript has a single exon. Gene Ontology annotation, biological process: carbohydrate transport; transmembrane transport. Gene Ontology annotation, cellular component: plasma membrane. NCBI's taxonomy places the organism in Eukaryota, Fungi, Ascomycota, Leotiomycetes, Thelebolales, Thelebolaceae. The record is from RefSeq and is a predicted model, not a curated record.
UGGAGAUAUAUGGGGUCUGCCGCCUAUCCCCAUCUCCUUCUCCAACUGUUUCUCCAACUCAACUCGCCGAAUCUCCGAAAAGUCAAGUUCCUGAAUAUCUCCGCCUCCAUCUCUCCAUCAUCUCCAUCAUCCCCAUGAAUCUCCAACUUCUCCUCACCUCACCCCAUCUUCAUCCCCCACGCGUCCCCAGGUCCAACCCCUCUGGUUUUGCCCCAACCGUCAUGAUGCUUUCAGCCUCUGCCGCUUCUGACGACCACUGACGUCGUAUCUCCAAAGUACAGGUUAUGGAAGUUUCCACAGCCGCAAAUGCACCCCGUGCCACCCCGUCCCUUCCGCCACCGACACUUGACAAAACCAGGUUCGGCUGACUAAGUGGUGUGCCGACCCAAUGGGUUGCCGCGUUGCGCAUCCACGCCGAGCCGAGCGAGGUUUCUGGGUCUACCAUGAUGUCAUACCCACCGAGUUCUCACUUUUUCUGAUAUCCCCCACUCGAAUCCGCCCCAUCCGACAUCUGCAUUUAAAAAGAAAAUCUGACUCGUUCCACUCUCCCAUGACUUCUUAUAAUCCCCCUUUAGACCUCACAUUCUCCUUUCUAAACAAUUUUUAUUCAAUUUUAUAGCAACGAAACAAACUUGUCGAAACCCCACAAUCAUGGGACUCCUCGACAAAGUGAAAGGCCAUAAGGCCUCGGGCAAUGGGCUCGACACGUCCGGAAGGACGUCUUCGGAUCCCGGUAUCAAAGAGCAGGAAGGCGGAAUCGCCGAUAUCAAUUUCGAUCAAAACACAGACGACACAGAGACCAUCAUGAACAACCCGAACCUCGACGAUGGGAAGGUACCACGCGUAACCUUCAGGACAGCUAUAAUGGCUAUCAUCGCUGCCAUGGGAGGUUUCAUUUUCGGUUACGAUACCGGACAAAUCUCUGGAUUCUUGGAGAUGCAAGUCUUCUUGGAACGCUUUGGAGAGACGAACGCAGACGGGAAACUCUUUUUCUCAAAUGUACGAUCGGGUCUUAUUGUCGCUCUUCUCAGUAUCGGAACUGCCAUUGGAGCCUUGCUUGCUGCACCGCUCGCGGAUAGAAUUGGCCGCCGAGGCUCAAUUCCUUGGUGGUGUCUCAUCUUCUGCGUCGGCGUUACCAUCCAGAUUGCUGUUGGCGAUGGACAAUGGGUUGGUGUCGCAAUGGGAAGAUGGGUCGCUGGUCUUGGUGUUGGAUCCCUCUCCGUUCUUGUCCCACUAUACAUGUCGGAGUCGACCCCCAAGCAAGUUCGUGGAGCCGUUGUGUGUUCCUACCAACUGUUCAUCACCAUCGGUAUCUUCACAUCCAACUGUAUAAAUUACGGCACAGAAUCGCGCACGGAUACCGGCUCCUACAGAAUUCCAAUGGCCAUUGGCUACCUCUGGGCACUCAUCCUCUGCAUCGGCAUGCUCAUGCUUCCCGAGUCGCCCCGUUAUGAUAUCCGCAAAGGUUUCAACAAGCGCGCUUUCAACACGAUGCAGAAGUUCUACGGCGUUCCCGUCAACCAUCGCGCCAUCGCUCUCGAGACUGCUGAGAUUAACGCCAACAUCCGCGCAUCUCAAGGAUCACACGCCUGGUACGAGGUCUUCACCGGUCCUCGUAUGGGCUACCGUACUAUGCUCGCCAUGGCCCUGCAGAUGUUCCAGCAACUGACCGGUGCCAACUACUUCUUCUACUACGGCACCACGAUCUUCGCUGGUGUCGGACUUUCGAACUCUUUUGUCACGGCCAUGAUCCUUGGUGGCGUCAACGUUGGCGCUACCUUCUUCGGUCUCUACUUCGUUGAGCACUUCGGACGCCGCAAGUGUCUUAUCACUGGUGGCUUGUGGAUGUUCAUGUGCUUCAUGAUUUUCGCCUCCAUCGGACACUUCAAGUUCCAGCCUGCAAUCGAGGGCAGCAACGACGCCAAGACCUACGGUACCGUCCUGAUCGUCUUCGCGUGCCUGUUCAUCUGCGGUUUCGCCUCGACCUGGGGACCCAUGAUCUGGGCCGUCAACUCCGAGAUGUUCCCAUACCGUUACCGUGCUAACGCCAUGGCCCUCGCCACCGCCUCCAACUGGAUCUGGAACUUCCUCCUCGGUUUCUUCUCUCCUUUCAUCACCGGCGCCAUCGACUUCAGCUACGGCUAUGUGUUCGCCGGAUGCAACUUGGUCGGUGUGGCCAUCGUGUACUUCUUCCUCAUCGAGUCGGCGACCCGCACUAUCGAGGAGGUCGACACCAUGUAUCUCAUCCACGUGCCGCCGCUCAAGUCGAGCAAGUGGACGAGCGAGAUGAUCGAGCGCGAGCUCGCCAGCAGUGAUAACAUGCACCUGGCGCACGGCGGGCGCAACGUCGAGAAGCGCAACCGCGAUGAGGAGGCGAAUGCUCAGCAGGUUGAGGGCAACGGUGUCCUGGGGGGCAAGCUUGCUGGCGACGAUUCGCUGCCUCAACAUCCUCUGCCGGCUAAUGAUCUGCCGGCGCAUCUUCAACAAUAGAUGCGUUACGUGUCACGCGAUAUAUGGGAUUGUACAAAAAGAAAUAAUAGACAUAAACUCUCCACGGAGACAGAUGUUAUAUUACUACGAUGUAUCAAUGCGACAUACAAUAGCGGCGCUGGUGCGACGGGCGACCACCUCUUGCACCAACGACCGCGCCACAUGUACUCAUGGUUUGUAGAAUCAUUGUUGUAACCUUUUACUGGGAUCGGGCUGCAUAGUUUUGUUUGAUAUCCUGGGCUGGAGUUUAUUUGGGUACAGGACAUUUUAGCUAUUUUCUACAUACUUUAGAUAUAGAAUAUUAUUAUUCACCAUUA